UCUCUCUCUCUGUUCGGGCAUGCAGGCAAGCAAGCACAUCGACACCGCACGCGUCGAAGUAGCUUCUCCUCCUUCCCUCUGCAUGCAUGUGAGCGACGACGACGACGACCGAGCAUGGAGCCCGACAAACCCGCCUUCGGGCUCGGAUCCGUCGCCGCCCGCGUGGCCCGGCCCGCGUGGACGCCUCUCCUCCUCCUCCCCCUCUCCUUCCUCGCCGUCCUCACCAUCCAGAUCGCCACCAGGCCGGUCGCCCCGCCGGUACUCCCGACCCCCGGCCCGCCCCGAGGGGUGUCCGGGCCCGGGAGCUGCGCCGGGUUCUUCCGCGGGUCCCCGCCCGGGAGGAAGGUGGUGAUGUCGAUGCGGGACUUCGGAGGGGUCGGCGACGGCGUGAGGCCGGAGACCGAGACGUUCCGGAGGGCGGUGCGACACUUGCGGCGGUUCGGAGAUGGAGGCGGGUCCCAGUUGAACGUGCCCAGGGGGACGUGGCUCACCGGGAGCUUCAAUCUCACCAGCAAUUUCACCCUCUUUCUCGAGGAGGGUGCUCUGAUUCUGGGCUCUCAGGACCCAAACGAUUGGCCCAUCAUAGAGCCUUUACCAUCUUAUGGAAGAGGAAGAGAGAGAUUAGGAGGGAGGCACAUAAGCCUUAUCCAUGGGAAUGGCCUCACUGAUGUUGUCAUCACAGGAAACAAUGGGACAAUAGAUGGUCAGGGGAAGAUGUGGUGGGAACUAUGGUGGAACAGGACAUUGGAGCACACACGAGGCCAUUUGGUUGAACUAGUGAACUCACACAACGUUCUCAUCUCCAAUCUUACCUUCAGAAAUUCACCCUUUUGGACGAUUCAUCCUGUUUACUGCAGUAACGUAGUUAUAAAAGACAUGACAAUCUUGGCUCCCCUCAAUGCCCCAAAUACAGAUGGUAUUGAUCCAGACUCGUGCAGCAAAGUGUGCAUCGAAGACUGUUACAUUGAGAGCGGGGAUGAUCUUGUGGCGGUAAAGAGUGGAUGGGAUCAAUAUGGAAUUACAACAGCGCAUCCUAGUUCAGAUAUUAUUGUUAGGAGAGUAUCUGGAACCACUCCCACUUGCUCUGGUGUGGGGAUUGGGAGUGAGAUGUCGGGAGGGAUUUCGAACGUAACUAUAGAAGAUCUGCGUGUCUGGGACUCUGCCGCUGGAGUCCGUAUUAAGACAGAUAUCGGUCGCGGAGGUUAUAUAGCUAAUAUCAGUAUAAGUAACGUGAUGAUGGAACGGGUCAAAAUUCCCAUAAGAUUUAGCAGAGGUUCUAAUGAUCACCCAGAUGAGGGAUGGGACCCAAAAGCCGUUCCUAGAGUGAAGGGUGUAUUCAUAAGCAAUGUGGUGAGCGUGAAUUCUACGAAAGGCCCGGUCUUAGAUGGUAUGAAGGUUUCUCCGUUCGAAGAGAUAUGCAUGAAAAAUAUCAGCUUAUUUGGAUUACCUCCGUCUGCAAAGUGGCACUGUGAGUUUCUUUCGGGUUUCGCCGAUGAAGUCUCUCCAGUGCCAUGUCCAGAGUUGCAGCACAAUAGUUCGACGUUCUCCUGUCCAUAAACACUGGAGGAUUUGUGUUUGUACAGCGAUAUGAACAGGACGUUGUCGACAAUAUUGCAGCGGGUCAGCGACUAAAGACAUUUCCGGAUGAAAGGACUCGAAAUAUGGGAGUCUUCUGAUUCUGCUUACGUGACAGAAAGGCCGAGAUGUCGAGAUUUCUGUUACCUGAAUUCGAGGAGGCAUUCUGGGCUCAUCAAGAGCCCUCGGUUUAGGAGAGAACAACAGACUCUCCUUACUUACAUUGGCGUGAGGAAGAGAUGCUUUUGACAUGAUCGACCGUUAUAGGACUUACACAGAAAAGCAACAUUCAUUGAUUCAAAUGGUUUUUCUGCAUUCUUUGAUAUUGUAGAUAUACACAGCAAGAGGAGAGAUCAGGUUGUACAGAAGAGGAUGGAGACUGUAACAUGGCAUGUGAAGAUCCAAGUCUUACAGAUUGAUGUGAAAGUUGAUAGUGGUUAUUCAGGAGUAACAUUGAGCUGCUGCAUUUUUUACUUGAUUUGUGUGUCAUGGAGUUUCAUACCAAUGCAAUGAAUUUAAUUCUGCUUGCUGCAUGAUUCCAUUUUCACUUUCCUAAAGAAGUCUCAGUUGUCUUAGUGUUAUAACUAAGGACUUAAUGUGGGAUUUGAAUCCCAUUGCCAAUCCUGUUUGAGUGUCAAACUUGCUUAUAUAGGGAAUUAUACAAGUCUGUCUAUAGUCAAUUUAAAUUGCAAAGAUGUUAAUUUUUCUUCAA
Molecule: messenger RNA, 2287 nt
Organism: Rhodamnia argentea
Lineage: Eukaryota; Viridiplantae; Streptophyta; Magnoliopsida; Myrtales; Myrtaceae
Product: probable polygalacturonase
Exons: 5
Coding region: 115-1557 (480 amino acids)
Biological process (GO): carbohydrate metabolic process
Molecular function (GO): polygalacturonase activity
Source: RefSeq, a predicted model, not a curated record